Molecule: messenger RNA, 1198 nt
Organism: Prorocentrum cordatum
Lineage: Eukaryota; Dinophyceae; Prorocentrales; Prorocentraceae
Source: the annotation of a GenBank genome assembly
AUGGAUGGUGCAGAUGUGGUCCGCGGCCCCAAGACGCCUUUCUGGGGCUGCCAGAGCUGCGGGCUCACCAGCAACUGGGCGUGCAGGCUGCGGUGCCGCUGCGGGGCGAAGGCUCCCGCGUUCGCGCUGCAGCGCGCCAAGUCCUUUGGUGGCGGCGGGAGCCCUCCUCGGCUGGAGCCUGGCCGUGGCCGUCCUCCUGCUGCUGGCUCGCGGCGUGAGGCCAAACUGGAAUCCAAGCUGGCAGAGUUGCAGAAGAAGCUGGACCAGGUCAUCGGAGGUGCUACCAAGGCUGCCCGUGCCCCCGCCACUGGACAGGGGCCUGGCCAACAUGGGGGCACGCAGUCCAACGGCGGUGGUGGCGAUGGACAAGAUCCGCUGCAGGCGCGAGUGCUCGAGCUGGAGGGCGCGAUCAAGGCCUGUGGCAAGAGCGACGACACGAUCGAGGCACGGACGCUGCUUGAGACCAAGCUCAAGGCCGUGCGCUCAGAGAUCGAGAGCAAGAAGCCGAGUAUCACGCAGCACACCAAUGUGGGGCAUCGCUUGGCCCGUGCUACUACUAAGAUGGAGAAGGUCACGACAGAGCUGGAGGAGCACAUCAAGUUGCUCGAUGAGCUCAAUGUCAAGACGGAUGAGACCAGGGCACGCAAGAUCGCCGCGGAGGCUGAGGUCGCUGAACUUCAGAGGCAGCACGUGCAGUCGCUCCCUGGUCAGGCAUCUGACAUGGGCGACAAGAGGCCCGUCGAUUUCCCCCUUCCUCCUGAGGCUUUGGAAGGCAAGGACGCGAUCAAGUCCAUGCUCGAGACGGCCGAGUUCAAGGAGUUUGUUAAGUUGUUUGCUGUGCAUCGAGCUGCCUCUGGCCCUGAUGCAGACGCUGAAUCCAACGUCGACGACGGUGAGCAGGUGCCCACGCCACACGACGAGGAGAUGGAUGACGCGUUCCAGGACGAGGCAGCGGCAGAGGCCUUCUGGGAGAAGCACCGCGGUGACAAGCGUGCUUUCACCCAAGCCCUGCUGGGCGCUCAGCUCAAGAAGCCGAAGACGGUUACGUGCGACGAGAAGUGGCUCAACCUUCAGACCUACAUGGACCUGAAGGCAGUGUGGUACCUACUGGACGUGCUGCAGUACGGACAGGGUAUCAAGUUUAGCGAGGAUGACGAGGAGCGUGUCGCCAGGCACAAGGCAGUGCCCGAGCACGUGA